CGACGACUGGCAGGCCCGGCACCUCCAACCGCGGAGUCGCCGCUCCUGCCCCUUCUCCGGCCUCUGGCGGCGCCCGGCCCACGGCUUCCUCCUUUCCAGCUCAGCUUCGCGCGGGCCUCGGGGCCGCGGCGGCUAGAAGUACCGAGGGGAGCCGAGAGGCCCUGGUCGGCCGCGACCGUCCACGCGCACUCCACCCCGCCCGGCGCGGGCUCCAUGUGAAGGAGGGAUCCGGCCUGCGCCAGACUCCUCGCGCGCCCCUCCGGCCCCCGGGGGCCCGCGGCCUCCCCCUACAGGGGGGCGCGGUGACAGGCCGCGCGGGGGCGGAGGGGCGGGCUCGGAGGCAGCGGCUGCCCCUCCUCGGGCCUGCGGCUCCCUACGUCCCCGCGGAACCGCCGGAAGUAAAGAAUGCUGAUGGAAGAACCAUUUUCUUAAUUUUCAAAUUGUUGAGCUGGUUGCCAUGAUGGAUGACCAGCAAGCUUUGAACUCAAUCAUGCAAGAUUUGGCUGUUCUUCAUAAAGCCAGUCGACCAGCAUUAUCUUUACAGGAAACCAGAAAAACAAAAGCUUCAUCACCAAAAAAGCAGAAUGAUGUUCGAGUCAAAUUUGAACAUAGAGGGGAAAAAAGAAUCCUUCAAUUCCCCAGACCAGUUAAACUGGAAGAUCUGAGAUCUAAGGCUAAAAUUGCCUUUGGACAGUCUAUGGAUCUCCAUUAUACCAAUAAUGAGUUGGUAAUUCCAUUAACUACCCAAGAUGACUUGGACAAAGCUGUGGAACUGCUGGAUCGUAGUAUUCAUAUGAAGAGCCUCAAGAUAUUACUUGUAAUAAAUGGAAGUGCACAGGCUACUAAUUUAGAACCGUUGCCAUCACUAGAAGACUUAGAUAACACAGUAUUUGGAGCAGAGAGGAAAAAGCGACUUUCUAUAGUAGGUCCCACUAGUAGAGAUAGAAGCUCCCCACCCCCAGGAUACAUUCCAGAUGAAUUACACCAGGUUGCCCGGAAUGGGUCAUUCACCAGUAUCAACAGUGAAGGAGAGUUCAUUCCAGAGAGCAUGGACCAAAUGCUGGACCCAUUGUCUUUAAGCAGUCCUGAAAAUUCUGGCUCAGGAAGUUGUCCAUCCCUUGAUAGUCCUUUGGAUGGAGAGAGCUAUCCAAAAUCACGAAUGCCUAGGGCACAGAGCUACCCAGAUAAUCAUCAGGAAUUUUCAGACUAUGAUAACCCUAUCUUUGAGAAAUUUGGAAAAGGAGGAACAUACCCAAGAAGGUAUCAUGUUUCAUAUCACCAUCAAGAUUAUAAUGAUGGUCGUAAAACUUUUCCAAGAGCUAGAAGGACCCAGGGGACCAGCUUCCGAUCUCCUGUGAGUUUCAGUCCUACUGAUCACUCUUUAAGUACUAGCAGUGGAAGCAGUAUCUUUACCCCAGAGUAUGAUGAUAGUCGAAUAAGAAGAAGGGGAAGUGACAUAGACAAUCCUACUUUGACUGUAAUGGACAUCAGCCCACCCAGCCGCUCGCCUCGUGCUCCAACCAACUGGAGAUUGGGCAAACUGCUUGGCCAGGGAGCAUUUGGCAGGGUCUACCUCUGUUAUGAUGUCGAUACAGGGAGAGAAUUGGCAGUUAAACAAGUUCAGUUUGACCCUGAUAGCCCUGAGACCAGCAAGGAAGUAAAUGCACUUGAGUGUGAAAUUCAGUUGUUGAAAAAUUUGCUGCAUGAGCGGAUUGUUCAGUAUUAUGGCUGUUUGAGGGAUCCCCAGGAAAAAACACUUUCCAUAUUUAUGGAGUAUAUGCCAGGGGGUUCAAUUAAGGACCAAUUAAAAGCAUAUGGAGCUCUUACUGAGAAUGUGACUAGGAAAUAUACCCGUCAGAUUCUGGAGGGCGUACAUUAUUUGCACAGUAAUAUGAUUGUUCAUAGAGAUAUCAAAGGUGCAAAUAUUCUGCGAGAUUCAACAGGCAACGUCAAACUAGGAGAUUUUGGGGCCAGCAAACGGCUUCAAACCAUCUGUCUUUCAGGCACAGGGAUGAAGUCUGUCACAGGCACACCAUACUGGAUGAGCCCCGAAGUAAUUAGUGGAGAAGGCUAUGGCAGAAAAGCAGACAUCUGGAGUGUGGGCUGUACUGUGGUGGAAAUGCUAACUGAAAAGCCUCCUUGGGCAGAAUUUGAAGCUAUGGCUGCCAUCUUUAAAAUUGCCACUCAGCCAACAAACCCAAAGCUGCCACCUCAUGUCUCAGACUAUACUCGAGAUUUCCUCAAGCGGAUCUUUAUAGAGGCCAAACUGAGACCUUCAGCUGAUGAACUGUUAAGGCACAUGUUCGUGCAUUAUCACUAGCAGCCAGUAACCUCUCCUGUGCCUCUACCCAGCUCCCAUCAAUUCAUUCACCUUCUCUCUGACUGCACUUUUCUUUUUUAUAAAAAAGAGAGAUGGGGAGAAAAAAGACAAGAGGGAAAGUAUUUCUCUUGAUUCUUGGUUUAAAUUGUUUAAUAAUAAU
This is a messenger RNA of Enhydra lutris kenyoni (northern sea otter), 2480 nucleotides long. RefSeq names its product mitogen-activated protein kinase kinase kinase 2. Gene Ontology annotation, molecular function: ATP binding; protein kinase activity; protein binding. Lineage: Eukaryota; Metazoa; Chordata; Mammalia; Carnivora; Mustelidae. Bases 458 to 2320 code for a protein of 620 amino acids. Gene Ontology annotation, biological process: protein phosphorylation. The transcript has 17 exons. The record is from RefSeq and is a predicted model, not a curated record.